Xyrauchen texanus (razorback sucker) is the source of this 1682-nucleotide messenger RNA. RefSeq names its product myosin regulatory light chain 2, smooth muscle minor isoform-like. NCBI's taxonomy places the organism in Eukaryota, Metazoa, Chordata, Actinopteri, Cypriniformes, Catostomidae. The record is from RefSeq and is a predicted model, not a curated record. The transcript is spliced from 4 exons. The coding region runs from base 179 to 700 and encodes 173 amino acids. Gene Ontology annotation, cellular component: cytoplasm. Gene Ontology annotation, molecular function: calcium ion binding.
UACGGUUGAUUUUUACCAAUCUUUAUCUUUCCCCUGUGUCGCGCUCACUUGUGUAAUGGUCUGGUCUGAGUAGGCUUGCGGAAGCGCCGCUGAAAUCCGGAAGUUUGGGCGGUGGUUGAACGCGGUGGAGGAUUCAGCAGUCGAUCUCGGUUGUUAGCUAAAGCGAAACUCAGCCAAAAUGUCGAGCAAAUAUCGCGCCAAGGGAAAGGCCCCCAAGAAGCGCCCUCAGCGCGCGACUUCCAACGUCUUUGCUAUGUUUGACCAGUCACAGAUUCAGGAAUUUAAAGAAGCGUUCAACAUGAUUGACCAGAAUCGUGAUGGUUUUGUAGAUAAGGAGGAUCUGCACGACAUGCUGGCGUCUCUCGGAAAGAACCCAGCAGAUGAUUAUUUGGAGGCGAUGAUGACAGAAGCUCCUGGGCCGAUAAACUUCACCAUGUUUCUCACUAUGUUUGGAGAGAAGCUCAAUGGUACAGACCCGGAGGAAGUCAUUCGUAAUGCUUUUGCUUGCUUCGACGAGGAAGGAACAGGCUUCAUUCAGGAGGACUACUUGCGAGAGCUUCUGACCACUAUGGGCGAUCGCUUCACAGAGGAAGAAGUCGAUGAGCUCUUCAGAGAAGCACCCAUCGAUAAAAAGAGCAACUUCAACUAUGUGGAGUUCACCCGUAUUCUCAAACAUGGAGCCAAAGACAAGGAUGAUUAAACGGAGAACAAGUCCCCGUCUCUUCCUUUUAAAAUCCCCUUUUAGGCUAGAGGAAUUCUGUGCUGUCCCAUGGGAACCUGACCUGAGCUCUAUUAUUGCAUGUAUGUGUAUGUGACAAUUAAAAGUGCACUCUGUAAAAAUCUCUUUAGAGUAAGACCUGAUAUAUGGAUGGGUUAUGAUGUAGUCUCACUAAAAAUGUUGUCACCCUAUUACUAAAAUCAAAAACACGUGACCGCGCAUGAUAACGUUAUUCUGUUUGUGCUGUUUGAAUUUGGUUCGUGCAACGUUGAGUUUUCAGUGUUUAUUAUUUCUUCAUAUAUGCCAAUUUUAACCAAUUACACAAUUACACUACGUUUUAUGCUUCAUAGGUGAUGGUAUUUCUAGGUUUAUGGGUCUGAGCGAUCAUAACUUUUUCAUAUAUUUUGUCCAUGUCUAGACUUUUUAUAAUGGAGUGGUACUUCUAGUUUAAAGUUAGUCGGUAAGAACAAUCUCAAACCUCUAAGACAGAGUCUCAUUUCUCUUUGUUAAAACUGGAAAAAUAAAACAAAUGUGAAAGUGUUACGUUUUAGCUGCAUUUGAGCUUUUCAUGGCCUGAGCUAACUGUAUUUUUACAUUUUAUAAUAUAAAAUAUUUUGAAUAAAUGACUCUUAAAUCGAUGUUUAUUGUGGGGUUUCACUUUUGGAUGUUGUUAAUCUUGAUCAAAAUGACCUUUGAUUUGAUAUCACCAUGUUUAAUGUUUGCUGGAAGAUGCAACUGAACUUUGAGUUACUGUGAUUACACCUGGUAAAAAGUCACACCUUAAGAGGGAAUGUUAAUGCAGCGAAAGGCAACGCCGUUUACGCCCGAUUGAAAAACUCAAAACUGGCAACACUUGUUCAGUCAGAUGUUUAACAUGCAUGCUUUCAAUGCUGAUACGAAUGGUUGAUGUUGUGACCCCUGAGUGAACACCUGUACUAUAAAGGCUAAAUAAACUUGCAUCAUG